This is a messenger RNA of Choloepus didactylus (southern two-toed sloth), 4997 nucleotides long. RefSeq names its product TLR4 interactor with leucine rich repeats (gene TRIL). The record is from RefSeq and is a predicted model, not a curated record. The transcript has a single exon. Gene Ontology annotation, molecular function: protein binding. NCBI's taxonomy places the organism in Eukaryota, Metazoa, Chordata, Mammalia, Pilosa, Megalonychidae. The coding region runs from base 258 to 2696 and encodes 812 amino acids.
GCACCGGGAGAAACUGUUUUCUGUAGAAAUGCAACAAGUAGCACCCGGAGCUCGCGCAGCGUCCUGCGCCGUUUGACUUGGCCGGGCGAAUCCCGCCUGCAGAGACCCGGUCCAGCCACCGGACAAAAGGCGGAGGAGGGACUGGAGUCCGAAAGAGGCCAUUUAGCGUCUCUGGCCAGGCCAAGGGGAAUGCAGAGGAGACACAGAGCGGGCGGGCCAAGAGGACGAUCCGGCCGCAGCACGCAGGGCGGGCGGCGAUGGAGGCUUUUCGCGCCCUGCGCUUCUUGCUGGUGGUGUGCUGCUGCCUGGCGCUCCCGCCAGGGGCCAAGCCCGUGUGCCCGGAGCGCUGCGAUUGUCAGCAUCCUCAGCACCUCCUGUGCACCAACAGGGGGCUCCGCGCCGUCCCCAAGACCAGCUCGUUGCCGAGUCCCCAGGACGUGCUCACCUACAGCCUUGGUGGCAACUUCAUAACCAACAUCACGGCCUUCGACUUCCACCGCCUGGGGCAGCUCCGACGGCUGGACCUGCAGUACAACCAGAUCCGCUCUCUGCACCCUAAGACCUUCGAGAAGCUCUCGCGACUGGAGGAGCUCUACCUGGGGAACAACCUAUUGCAGGCGUUCACCCCGGGCACGCUGGCCCCGCUGCGCAAGCUGCGCAUCCUCUACGCCAACGCGAACGAGAUCAGCCGCCUAAGUCGCGGCUCCUUCGAGGGCCUGGAGAGUCUAGUUAAACUGAGGCUGGAUGGGAACGCCCUGGGGGCGCUGCCUGACGCGGUCUUCGCCCCGCUGGGUAAUCUGCUGUAUCUACACCUGGAGUCCAACCGGAUCCGCUUUCUGGGCAAGAACGCCUUCGCCCAGCUGGGCAAAUUGCGCUUCCUCAACUUAUCUGCCAACGAGCUGCAGCCCUCCUUGCGUCACGCGGCCACCUUCGCACCACUGCGCUCCCUCUCCACCCUGAUCCUCUCGGCCAACAGCCUGCAGCACUUGGGGCCACGUGUCUUCCAGCACCUGCCGCGCCUCGGCCUCCUCUCGCUCAAGGGCAAUCAGCUUUCGCACCUCGCUCCAGAGGCCUUUUGGGGUUUGGAGGCCCUGCGCGAGCUGCGCUUGGAGGGCAACAGGCUGAGCCAGCUACCCGCGGCAUUGCUUGAGCCGCUACACAGCCUGGAGGCGCUGGACCUGAGCGGCAACGAACUGUCCACCCUUCACCCCUCCACAUUUGGCCACUUGGGCCGGCUGCGCGAGCUCAGCCUGCGCGACAACUCGCUCAGUGCCCUCUCUGGGGACAUCUUCGCCGCCAGCCCGGCCCUCUACCAGCUGGAUCUAGACGGCAACGGCUGGACCUGCGACUGCCGGCUGCGGAGCCUGAAGCGUUGGAUGGGCGACUGGCACUCGCAAGGCCGGCUCCUAACCGUCUUUGUGCAGUGUCGCCACCCACCGGCCUUGCGGGGCAAGUACCUGGAUUACCUGGAUGACCAGCAGCUCCAGAACGGAUCUUGCGCGGAUUCCUCGCCCUCCGCUUCCCCGACAGCCGACCGCAGGCGACGGCCCCUACCCACAGCCGCGGGAGAGGAGAAGGCGCCCCCUGCAGGCAGCCUCGCCGAGGAGCUACCGCCCCAGCCUCAGCCGCAACAGCGGGGGCGAUUUUUGCCUGGGGUAGUCUGGGAUGGGGCCGUCAGGGAGCUCAUUAGCAACCGCAGCGCACUGAGGUUGAGUAGGCGAGGCCCGAGCCUUCAGCAGCCGGGUCCUUCAGCCGCCGCUGCUGCGGGCCGGGCGCCACACCCGCUGGACCUACACAAGACGCUCGAGUUGGGGCAGCCCACAUGGGCCGAUCCCGAACACACAGAGGCCGCCUCGACGGCUGCGCCCAGCUCUGCGCCUCCACCCGCAGGCGACCCCUGGCAGCGCGCGGCGAAGCAGCUCCUGGCCUCGGAGCAGCAGGAGCAUGCCGCCCAGUCCGACGGCGGGGUCAGCUUGCCGCCGCUGGUGUCCGACCCAUGCGACUUCAACAAGCUCAUCCUGUGCAAUCUGACCGUGGAGACGGUGGGCGCGGAUAGCGCCUCCGUGCGCUGGGCAGUGCGCGAGCACCGCAGCCCCCGGCCGCUGGGAGGCGCGCGCUUCCGCCUGCUCUUCGACCGCUUUGGCCAGCAGCCCAAGUUCCACCGCUUUGUCUACCUGCCCGAGCGCAGCGACUCGGCCACGCUCCGCGAGCUGCGCGGGGACACUCCCUACCUGGUGUGCGUGGAAGGAGUGCUUGGGGGCCGGGUCUGCCCCGUGGCACCUCGGGACCACUGCGCCGGGCUGGUCACUCUGCCCGAGCGGGGGAGCCAGGGCGGCGUCGAUUACCAGCUGCUAACCUUGGCCCUGCUGGCCGUCAACGCUUUGCUGGUGCUCCUGGCCGUGGCGGCCUGGGCAUCGCGCUGGUUGCGGAGGAAGCUGAGGGCACGGCGGAAGGGCGGGGCCCCGGUCCACGUUCGCCACAUGUACUCCACGCGACGGCCCCUGCGCUCCAUGGGCACCGGCGUAUCCGCCGAUUUCUCGGGUUUCCAGUCGCACCGGCCUCGCCCCACCGUGUGCGCACUCAGCGAGGCGGACCUCAUUGAGUUCCCUUGCGACCGUUUCAUGGACAGCGCGGGCAGCGGCACCGGCGGCAGCUUAAGGCGAGAGGACCAUCUCUUGCAGCGAUUUGCAGAUUAGGUCAGGAUCUCUAGGAGUGUAGAGACCAUCUCACUGGUCUUGAGGAGCCAGCUUUCCAGAGACCUCUCGGCCCACCUCAGGGGAACGUCUCUUUUCCCCUUUUAGGCACUUGCCAGAAGCCAAAGGAGACUGAGAGCCAAUUCGGGCACCACCCCCCAGUUCCCAGUACUCACACAUGAAAUAAAUGGAUGGUGCUUGGCGGUCAGGGCCAAGAAUAAGGGACAAAUGAAUGUUGAGGUGCAGGGGUGGGGGCCCUUCUUGAUAUGGAACUCUUGGCCCAACUGUGGAAAUGGCUUCUGUGACAUUGCAGUGCAAUGUGCCUGCCUCCCGCCUCCCACCGUUGGAGUAGAAGAGAGUGCUUGCACCCUCACUGUGACCCGAAAGAGAUUUGGAUGCAUGCUUUUUGUGUGUUCUGUGUGAAAUAGAAGAGUUUUGCUUCUAUUUAAAGAAAAAAAGGGGCUUAUUGCCAUUGCAAAGGAGGCUUAGCAACUGACUCCACUGGUCUGGUGGCUUCUGCUAGAGUGACAUUGUAAACAGGUGGAAAAGUUUAACACACUUGCCAAGGAACUCAUUUAUGUUGGCUGAUAAAGCAUUCAGGAUACCUUAAUGUUUAAAUAAUAAAAGACACUAUUUUUUUUCAAUAAUGUGAAGAACUCUGACACUUAACAAACUGACCUUUAAACUUAAGAACUUAUUUUAGUCAGGCUUGGUGUUCACCAUUUUCCUUUUAACGUUGACAUGGCAAGAUGGUUUGCUGACUUUGGGAAUAACUAAGAUUAUGUGCUUUCUCAGGAGAAAGCUGUGUGCAAGACUUUCCCUGUCAGGGUUGCUCCUGUGGUUUUUUAAUUUUAUUUUUUAUAACCUAUAGGUGGAAAAGGAGAUUUCAAUGCCAGACUUGAUAAAGGCAUGUAAUGGGUAUGUGAUUGAUGGACCCCUUAGGAGCUCCAGGGACUCUCUGACAGUGUGUCUAGAUUGGGAUGAAUUCAGUGUGGUACUUAGCGUAUUUUUAUCAGUGACACACAGCUGACUGUGUGUUUUCUCAUGAGUUGCAUAGUCAAGUGGUAAGUGUAAUUUCCUAGUUAUAGAAGGGGAGCAAAAGGUGAAUUGUCAAUUGAUAGUGUAAUGUUUGACCACCUUAAUAUCCUAUUCUAUGUGAAAUGGUAGAGGGGAAGAAAUGUUGGGGAAAAAAUGUGAAAGAAAGUACAUCAAUGGGUGUCUGUUUCCACUAAAACCAGAAGAUUCUUACCAGUACUUAGACCUCACUGUGAAAUAAUUUUAUAUUUUGCAAAUUAACCCCCCCCCCCCACUCUCCAGGGUUUUACUACGUUAUAAAAUCAUACCUUUUGGUUAAUAAUUGCAGUAUUUCUUUUAAAUGUUUUUGUUUUAAACUUAGGGUUAGAUUCUUUUAUUUGCUCAGCUGAUUUCAACUAUCUGGGAUACUUGCUUUCCCUGAUAUUUACAAAGUACAUGGCUAACACUAAAUGAAGUGGUUUGGUUUACAUUAAUAAUUUUUCAUGUGGUUGAAAAAUGCGGUCAUUAAAAGAGUGCAUGCCGUGCUUAUAUUCACAAGCCCUUGUUUUAGUGCAAGUGGAGUGCCUUGGUGCUUAAGGCUAACAGUGAAUCUUUUGUUUAGGGCUGCAAAGGCCCUGAGGGUCCUGAAGACUCAGGGAAUUGUCACAGUCCAGGGGUCCUUCAACCCCAGUUCACUCCUUUCAUGUUUGGCCUAGAUUGAGCUGUGCCUGCCCUGGUCAGAACAGCUGAAUGGGGACCCAGGCAUCUAAAUUAGUUGAUCUUCAUUUACAUUCAGAUGAGUAAAUGUCCAGGCCAUUUAAACUACAGCUGCCUUUCUGACAGUCUUAUCUAUGGGCCCCAAACUUAAUAAGCCACAGGAAAUAGACUGUCAUUCUUAGUUCGCUGCCAGGGCUUGUUCUAAAUUCUGAGCAUACUGGUACAUGGGAAAGGUGAAGUUGUUCCCUCUUAUUUUUAUCCUUCAGGCUGCAAGGUGCUGUCUGGCACCAUUGGUGCUUCUGACUUUUUCAUACAUAAAGCAACUGCCUCUCUUAGCUGUGUCUUUUGCACAGCAGUGUAAUUUUUGAGUCCCAGUUGAAAGCAUGGAAAAGAUCUCUGGUUCUUCUCCCCACCACCAACCCUUUCAAAUGGAGAACUUCACUGAAAACAUUAAAUGCCCAGAUCUGUGUUCUAUUUAAAACAGUUUCACUGGAAGUUCUUUCAGUGGGAAAUGAAUAAAUGUUAUACAUUAUUAUGUUCAGUUAUGUCAAUAAACCCACUUACUAAUAGAAA